Molecule: messenger RNA, 1209 nt
Organism: Jatropha curcas
Lineage: Eukaryota; Viridiplantae; Streptophyta; Magnoliopsida; Malpighiales; Euphorbiaceae
Source: RefSeq, a predicted model, not a curated record
AUGGAUCUAGAAGAGGAGAAACAAACUCUUCACCAUUUUAGUCAUCAACACCCAUUAGAAAGUAGUAUCUGUCCAUCUCCUACUGGAAAAGUUACCUGCAAUGGAUGCAAUCUUGCAAUAUUUUCCGGUAAGGACUACUAUGACUGUAAAACUUGCUCAUUUUCGCUGCACCGGGUGUGUUCAAGCAUGCCUAGAAAAACUAGACACGCUUCACAUCCAAAUCACUAUCUAACCUUAUUAGUUUCACUUCCAUCUAGUACCUGUAAAUGUAUGGCUUGCGGAGAAAAUGUCUCUGGCUUUUACUAUAAUUGUGCUGAGUGUAGCGUUUACUAUCAUAUCCUAUGCUCGGCCUUACCCCUGUCCGUUGCAAUCUUAUCCCAUCCUCACACACUCAAAAUAGAAUUUGUACCUCCAUAUGCUUUUUCUUGUGACUUGUGUGAUAAACCAAGUUCUUUAGGGUGGUUGUAUAGAUGUAGAUUUUGCGAAUUUGAUGCCCAUAUUUCUUGUGCUAUUUCUAACCAAAGAACUAAACAUGUUCCAUUAGCUAAUACUUUAACUAGGCAAAUUAUAUACUCGUCUGCUUCGAUAAUGGAGAUGAAUAGAUUAAUUGAUUAUGGAGUUGAGAGUAAUGAGCUAAUGCAAUUAGUAGUACAAGGAGUUACAAACCAUCAAGAUGGAAAUGGCCGUCAAGAAGUUGCCGGCACUGCAUUGACCGGAUGGAAUGAGAGACUUCGAAGCCCUCGAAAGAAAAUUGAGAAUGGAAAUGUACACAUGUCUAGUAAUUUAGCAAGUAUAGAUCAAUCGACUCCGGUUUCUGAAGAGUUGAGUACUAUUGCAAGUUAUCAAUUCAGUGACAUGUGUUUUUCAAUAGAUUUGAUGAAGUCCAGUUCAAGUCAAGAUCAGAAAAGUCAAGCAAAGGAGGACAUUGAAAAAGUUGUUCCUGAAACUGAAGAAAAGAUUCCAGGGAAAUUCCAAGAACAACGUAAUAAGCCAGUUUUCAAUCCCCUCUACAAGGCUCCAGAGAAUUGGCUUAAUGAAGUAUCAUUGCUUGCAGAUGAGAAAUUAGGGCAAAAUCAUGAGAAUAUGAAACUGCAGGUUAAAGAUCAGAGUAUCAAAUCGAAUUCGGCACGUUGGCGGAAGCUUAUUAGUUGUUGCUAUCAUUCAAGGUAUCAGCAAUGUUCUAAAAGCUUCAAGAAUGGAGGUCUAUGA